This is a messenger RNA of Nomascus leucogenys (northern white-cheeked gibbon), 3747 nucleotides long. RefSeq lists its product as uncharacterized. The record is from RefSeq and is a predicted model, not a curated record. NCBI's taxonomy places the organism in Eukaryota, Metazoa, Chordata, Mammalia, Primates, Hylobatidae.
AUGCGGCCCCCGCGGCGCCGCCGUCCCCGCCCGAGCGCGCCGGCCGCGCUUCCCCCGUUGCCGCCUAUUUUAUGUCUUUUGUCUCGGAGUUGGCACCUGUCCCAGAGAGCGCGUUUCCCUGCCCACCCCUUCGCCGCCGGAUCGGAGCGGGGGAGGGAGUACGGGGAACCCAGGGAGGAGGGGACGGGGAAAGCAAGGCGCCUGCCGGCCCCGCAGCCCGCGGAGACCGCCCGAGAGCGGCGGCGGUGCCCGCACGCCCGGGCACCCCUGUUCUGCGGGGAGGUCGCGGAUGCAACCGCUCCCAGAAUACCAACGAGGCCCCCUGCGGCCCCCGCCGUGCCCUCUGCGGGUGAAGACCGGGCGCCGCCCCUCCUGGGUUCCCCCCUCCACCGCCCACCACCCCCGGACGGCGCGCGCGGGCGGGGCGGGCGGCGCGAGCAGCGGAUUCGCCGCCCGGGCCCCGCGCCUCGCCCCGCAGCCCCGCGUGCGCGUCCCCGCAGGCACGCCGCCCCGGGCGCUCCCAGCCAGCGCGCCCCCGCCCCGCGGCCCCUCCCGCCGCCCGCCCCGGGCAGGGGCAUCGCGCCGCGGAGACCCGGUGGCCUUCGGUUUCGCGCCCCGGGGCCCGCGCGGCCGAGGCGGGCGGGCGGGCGCGAGCUCCCGGCCCGGCCCGCCCCCGCCGCCCUGGCACCGAGGCGGCUGCUGGGACGCGCUCGGCGGCUGCGCUUCAAGGCGCCGGCUGCCAUGAUUGCGGGCAGCGGGACGCGCGCGCACGCUCGGGCCCGGCUCUGGGACCCCUGGCUGACCGACGGUCCCUGCAAUCCCCGCAGCCUGGUGCCCGCAGCCCCGAGCGCGCCGCGGACAGCGGCUGGGCUCUCCAGGCUCGUCCCCGCGGGGAACAGUGUGCGCUGCAGAGCUCUCGACGCGGCCCCGGGACAGCGCUCGGGGCCGACGGUGGCAGCGGGCUUUCCCCAGGGCGGAGCGCGCGCACGGGCGACCCCGCGGCGCCUUCCAGGACACCGCCGGCCCCGCGGAGCGAGGGGUGCCCAGAGGGGUGGGAGUCCGGACGCGGCACACGGGAGCCGGCCGGCGGAGGCAGGGGUCAGCGCACAGUGCCGGGAGAUUGGCAACAACUUCCUGCUUCCCCGACUCAGGGCACAGGAGCUUCGGGGAGAAGUUCAAGGCCGCAGCUUUGCUCUCUCGGAGCCCGAUGGCGACACUGCUGGCCCCGGGCCACACGGUUCCUUCCCAGGCCCUCCCAGUGGUUGAGACCGGCCGGCCUCUAGGGUCCGGACACGGGUUAGAAUGCCAAGGAGGCCGCGGCGUCUUUUCCCGCCCGCUCCACAGAGGCGCCUGAGUGGUUCCCAAACCGCAGAGGGGCCAGCCUGGGCCUCCGGCUCUCGGGGACGCACGCGGACACAGAGUCACUAUUCGCAGACCCCGUCCCCCUGCCCAAGCAUGCCCUGGCUCAGAGCCGCAUGGAGCUGACUGUCCCCAGACGCCUGCGACGGCCCUUUGGCGGCCAGGGCCCUAGAGAAACAAGGCCUCCCGGGUCCCAUCCCAAUGUCUGUCUGUGCCUGUCUCCCCCCCAACCCCCCGCCGCCGGCCUUGGCAUUCUAACCAGUGUCCCUUGACGUCACAUCUCGCCAUUUCUGCCAACCAAUUGAAACUUGCCCGUUGUCAUAAAAAUAUAUAUACUUUUUAUGCCAUUGGUAAAUUCAAAAGUUCCUCGUGUGCCCUGCUUCCCAGGAAACUUCAUUUCACAUUGGAUUAGACUGCCCAGGAGGGCAACGCUGGGCUGGGGCAGCCGGGCAACUCUGCCAGGGCCUCGCUGCCCACUGAGCUGCCUUCCACAGCUCGCUAGACCCCCAUGAUUGUGGCUGUGAAUUGUGCCAGCCACCCUGAUACACAUACCACUGCCUCCACCCCAUGACACACGAAAUUUGGGGGGAGGGAAGGAAGAACUCAGGGUAUGUUAAGAAACCCUCCCAAUUGCUUUCCUGGGAAUUGGGGCGAUGGGGACUGGAAUCUUACUGUAGCAUCUUCUUUUUAGAAGCUGAAAUAAUUUUAGGGAUAGCUUUAUUAUUUUUUCUUCUAUGGGAAAACUCAGUUUUAGAAAAUGGAGUAGAAAUGUUUUCCAAUUAAUCUUUUCAUUGGAAUCCGGACCAACUUUCACUUUCCACAGCUGCCUGGUGGUUUCACUAUCGAGUGGGGUGCCCUCUUUUCCUGAGGAAGGUCCUGUGUCUCCCCCUCACCCCCCAGCUCCAAGGGCUGUGGGGCCCAGAGCUGGAAGCUCAGAAGUUCUGUGCUUCCCCAGAAAAGGGCACGGCUCUCUCGGCAGCCUGAGACUCAGACAUGCCGUGUCUACCUUCUAGCAAUACAGCAGGGGAAAUCAAUCCUGUCUAGCACAGUGCUUUAUAAUUUUCUUUCUUCACUAUUAAAAUUUUCAGCCCCAAAUAGGAAGUGUGGGGUAAGAGCACACAUUCCCACAGGAUGAGUCUGUGCCCAGCAGUGCCCAAAGCCCCACAUAUGCCCCUGUAGCCCCUCCUAACCCGGCCACACCAAGGCAGAACUCAACCGCUAACUGCUCUAUAAACUCCUCCUGUACCCCAUCGUUGCUGUAUGGUUCAACUACUUUAAAAAACAUACUACAGAUAUUUUGUGGUUUAGCAAGUUUAGGGACUCCAGAAGAACAAAAAUGCUUUAGAAACUGAGGUGAAUGCAGAGAUCUAAACAUCAUAAGCACCAGGCCUUUUAAUAUGGAAUCUUGUUUUUCCAAAAUAAUGAACACACCCAGUAACGACCAAAUGGGGAUUCUGAACAUAAAUACAUGGUUACUAUUCUCAAUAAAACUGUUCUCAAGGGCAAUCUCUAGAAAUGAUGCACACCUUGGAGAUACACGUUCAAGCGAAAUAAGGAAAAAAAAAGGCUGCAUCCAACAACCACACUAUAUUUAUAAUCACAUUCCUAAACACUAUAAAUAUUAUAACUAAUGUGAUAUAUGUUUUGCGAUUAAAUGGGUGGAUUAAAACAUUGAAUUUAAAAAGCCACAAAGAAAAAGAGAUUAUCUUCUAUUAUGCCACUUACAACUUUUGUUCCAUUGGCACAAAUACAAAUUUGACAACUGUAUCAUUACUGAACGCAGUGACUAAAUGCCAGGAUAUUAGCUUUGUAAUUUUCACCUGAAAUCAUUGUAUAAUCAUGCUGGCUUGCUAACCUUCUUUUUAUUAAAUGAUUUUUUUUCUUGCUCUCACACCGUAGUAAGUUAAUUUAAUGCCUUUUUCCCACUUCCAAUUUUUAUUUGGUAAAGCAAGAAAUCAGAUAAAUCAGAACAAUAUUCAAGAACACACACUCUUUUUUAAAAAAAUUCCCCCUGUACUUGGCAAGGAUUACAUAUAAUUUGGUUGCAAAUUCAGAAAUCAAAUGCUGCUUUAUUCAGCAAAAAUAAUAGCACUCAGGUAAUUCCACUGGAUAUUAUUCAGGUUAGAUUGUUUUUGUUUGCUAUCAUUAUUCAAAGUCAAUAAUAAUAUUUUUUAAAGUAUGCUCAAAUUAUCAACGAGAAAACCUUGAAAAUUUACAUUGUUGAUAAGCACUGUGAUGGACAAGUUUCCAGGAAGAAAAAGUUGGUUUUCGCCUGUGGGCCACAGCCAUGCCUGAGGUCAGAUGUUUGAAAAUAAGGUCUAGGAAGGCUGUUGCUGUCCUAGGAUGUUCACAGUAUCAGCCUUAUACAGUUAUUUUUUUUCCUGAUUU